CAAAAGAAAUAAAAGAAAUCAUUUAUUAAAAAGUUGAUAUAAAAAAGGAGACAGUCGGCAAAAAUUUCACCUAAUAGUGUCAUAUUAUAUAUCUUUAAUCUUAAAUCUGUUUUUGAACAAACAAAUUUCCCAAAAAAGAAAAAAAAACAAAAAAAAAAACAAAAAGAUCAGCUAAGACGGGUCCAAAUGAUUAUAAUAUGCAAAAAUAGCUAAAUAUGGCUACAAAUUAGGCGGUGUUUUAGCAACAUGGCUGGUUAAUGGCUAUGGAACCCAAGAAUCUGUCACAUUUCUCCAUUUUUCCUCUUUUCUUCUUCUUCUUCUUCUUCUUCCACCAUUGUGGUUUCUGCCAUCUCAGUAGUUGAGUCAAGAACAUGUGAUUUAUCUUCUUCUAUGCCAUAAAAUAAGGCUGAUGAAGAUGAAAGUAAUUGGCACGGAAAGAGGCUAGAUGAGGAGCCAGCAUGGUCACAUAAUUCUCCUCACGUAAUUUCACAGUUAGCUCAGUGCUUUACUAAUGCUAUGGUUGGACCACGAGCAUGGAUAGGAGGAAUCUUCAACCGCUCGGGCAAUAAACGGUUUGGAAGCGAUAAAUAUCUUGACUACCCUUUAACUCCUCAUCAGGAAGAAAGAUUACGCAGGCUUCAAGAACGGCUAGGAGUACCUUUUGAUGAAACACGCCUAGAUCAUCAAGAAGCUCUUCAAGCUUUAUGGAACGCGGCAUUUCCAAAUGUUAAGCUGAAAAGUUUGAUCUCCGAGCAAUGGAAAGAUAUGGGCUGGCAAGGAGCAAAUCCAUCAACUGACUUCAGGGGUUGUGGAUUUAUUUCACUCGAGAAUUUGCUGUUUUUUGCAACAAGAUAUCCGGCUUGUUUUCAUAGGUUGCUUUUCAAACGAAGUGGAUCGAGGGCAACGUGGGAGUAUCCAUUUGCAGUUGCUGGGAUUAAUGUUUCAUUCAUGUUGAUUCAGAUGCUGGACUUAUACUCAGAAAAGCCGAAGUGUCUACCGGGAAUUAAUUUCGUUAAGUUAUUAGGAGAGGAUGACGAGGCAUUUGAUGUUCUAUACUGUAUAGCGUUCGCGAUGAUGGAUGCGCAGUGGCUGGCUAUGUGUGCUUCAUAUAUGGAGUUUAAGGAUGUUUUGCAAGCGACAAGGACGCAAUUAGAGAGGGAAUUAUCAUUAGAAGAUAUACAAAGAAUAGAAGAUCUGCCAGCAUACAACCUGAUAUAGCACAUACACUUCUUAUUCCCCUCGGUAAUACCUGAUAGCUCACUCAUUCUGCAGUUUGGUUAAUUAAAGACAGACAAAAAAAGGGCAGCCCGGUGCACUAAACUCCCGCUAUGUGCGGGGUCCAGGGAAGGGCCGGAUCACAAGGGUCUAUUGUACACAGCCUUACCCUGCAUUUCUGCAAGAGAUUGUUUCCACGAGAGAGAGAGAAUGCGAUGAAAUGAUUGAGAUACAUCCAAUAGCUAAACCUGAAAUUUUCUAUACAAAAGGAUGGUAGUUUACACAACUCAAACAUUACUGAAUAGGUUUCGGAUGUUUUCUAUGAUCUUUUUAGUCCGGUUAGUAGAAAAUAUAGAGAACUUCUAGAGUGUUUUACUGAAUUUUUUUUUUGUUAAUUUUGUAUGAUAUCGUGAUUGAGAAGAGCUUAAUGGACAUGAAAGAUUCAUAUUUCC
This is a messenger RNA of Nicotiana tabacum (common tobacco), 1667 nucleotides long. The record is from RefSeq and is a predicted model, not a curated record. NCBI's taxonomy places the organism in Eukaryota, Viridiplantae, Streptophyta, Magnoliopsida, Solanales, Solanaceae.